Messenger RNA from Drosophila grimshawi, 896 nucleotides. RefSeq names its product protein Gemin2 (gene Gem2). Gene Ontology annotation, biological process: spliceosomal complex assembly; spliceosomal snRNP assembly. The transcript has 2 exons. The record is from RefSeq and is a predicted model, not a curated record. The coding region runs from base 45 to 845 and encodes 266 amino acids. Lineage: Eukaryota; Metazoa; Arthropoda; Insecta; Diptera; Drosophilidae. Gene Ontology annotation, cellular component: nucleus; spliceosomal complex; SMN complex.
UGCCGGCAAAAAUAACAGCAACUGCUUCAACACAAAGCAUAAAAAUGGAAAAGUCAACAGAUGAGGACACAUUUCAGAUGCAGGCGCUGGAGAUACGUGAGCCCGACGAAAACUUUGAUCCACAGAAGCCGCCACAAAGCGGCGAGGAGUAUCUAAUGCACAUGAUCUACGAGCGAAAACGUUGCCCGGCUGUGGUCACCAAACGAUCCACGAAAAUCAAAAACAAUGUGGCCAGCAAUGGAUUCGAACUCCUCACGAGCCAGCCUCCCUUGCCGCCACACAAGUGCCUUCUGCCGACGCCCGAGUGGCGGCAAGCACAAAUCAAGUGCUUCAAGGAGGCACGUCGUCGAGUUGGUGCACUGCGUCGGGAAUUGAGUGUGCAGCACUAUGAUCAGAGCAUUGAGCCACCACUCACCACAGACGUGAACAAGUGGCAGCAGUUCUGUCGCGAACAGCAGCCGCUGCUGAGCACGCUGCUCCGUCUGAGCCAAAGUGAUUUGGAACUGUUGCUGGAGAUGCUCAGCAAGUGGUUGCAGACGCCAGAUGAUCCGACCGUUUCCAGUGAUGAGCCAAGCACUUCGGCUGCCGCUGCUGCAGCCGCCCAGAAGCCACUUGAUCUAUUGGAGGAUGCUUGGCUGGCACGUUGGUUGUAUGCCACGCUGGUCUGCCUGCAUCUGCCGCUGGAGCCGCACGUGUUCAGCGCAUUGCGGUACAUAGCACGCUCCUGUGUGCUGCUGCGCAAUGAGCUGCAGCCGCAAGAGUUGGAGCGUGCUGCGCCCUAUAAUCUCAUCAUUACAUUGAUUGUGCUGGUCUUUGCCCAAUCGGAUUUCUCUGUCUACCUCUGAAGCCAUCUAUCAUAGUUGAUUACUGUUUAAAUAUAAGCACAUUUAUUUUAA